Botrytis porri is the source of this 3300-nucleotide messenger RNA. RefSeq lists its product as uncharacterized. Gene Ontology annotation, molecular function: DNA-binding transcription factor activity, RNA polymerase II-specific; RNA polymerase II cis-regulatory region sequence-specific DNA binding. Lineage: Eukaryota; Fungi; Ascomycota; Leotiomycetes; Helotiales; Sclerotiniaceae. The transcript has 2 exons. Gene Ontology annotation, cellular component: nucleus. The record is from RefSeq and is a predicted model, not a curated record. Gene Ontology annotation, biological process: regulation of transcription by RNA polymerase II. The coding region runs from base 1280 to 2482 and encodes 400 amino acids.
CUUCUCUAUCAAACAUAAAAUUCCCCCCCCCCCUGCUUCAGAGGUGAUCAUCAAGAAAUCUUUCCUAUUCCUUUCAAUCAUUCUCCAUUUAUUUAUCAUUUCCAAGUAAAUAAUCUUGAAUUACCUGCCUACCUCUCUCACCUACUUUGGGGCAUGUAACUUUGGCAAAUAUAUGUUCAAAUUUCAGCCCUUUCUCUACAAACCAACCCCUCCGAUCAUAUCCUCUUUCAAUCUUCUGCUGUCUGCUCUGAGGCUGUUGGCUAAUUGCUCUCUGGGGUUUAUGACUUCCCACGGACCGUCAAUAACUCUUUCACAUUCAAUAAUCCAUAUUCAUACCAAUAUCAAUAUCCAUAUUCCACAUCCAUACACCUGGGACCGUCCAUACAAAUACACACACAACUACCGCUAUAUCACUACCUCAUUCGAAUUGACAUCUUCCCCAGGUAUACACCAUCAGUAGAUCAAUAGGACUGCCGAAGAUCUGACAGUUGCUCUGACUCUCGAAAACUUGUCAAGUGGGACUUGUCUGAUGAGCUUAAUCUAACAAAGAGAGAGAAGAAGAAGAAGAAGAAAAAAAAAGAGAACACAGACACUACUUGACCCGCUCACCGCAACUACCCUACGAGAUUGUUAGCUUCUCCCUCUCUCGGAGUCUCUCCACACCAACUAGCAGAAAAGAACACACACACACACACGUACACACACACAUACACAGAGAGCAAGACCAAGUACCAAGUACCCAGCGGAACAUAAAAAGAACAAGGGCAGAUAACUUGCGUCGAUCAUUUCUGAAGAGAUUCAAGUGCAACUUGGGCCCCGCUCUUAUUCAACACCCCUCCUACAUCCAAGUCGACAAGCAUCCUCAACCAGACGCAUUCUCCAAUUAUCGAACGCCUUGACUAGUCGUUCUUUGCUCUCCAAAAGAAACUACUCAUCUCAACACCAUUCAAGGAUUACCCCACCCAACCAUUAUCCUUGAUUGUUCCUUCCCUCCAUCCUUAAGCUUUCUCUUCACCCAGACUGAAGCACAUAAAGAACGCUGAUCCCACCCGUUGGCACAUCACUACACUUUACUGAUCGACUCUUCCUUACCUCGAGAACUCUUUCUUUAUCAACACUAAUACACGUCCAUUACACGGGAUCUCACAUCGGAUCUACGCUUUAUUGAUACUACCCUACACUACACUUCUAUACACACAACAAAUAGACCAUCCACCACGCGCGCCAUUGUUUGCUUGAUCAGUAUUUUAUACUUUGUAUUUUAUUACGUCCACCAAAGAUGACAAUGACAAUGGACCGACAAUCGCCUUUUGACAGUGGUAUGCACUACAAUCACAACUUGCCAUACUCGAAUCCAGCACCGGUAACAUUCAUCCCACCGAACUGGGGUGCUCCAACGUCGGCGCCUCACACCAAUUCCAGCAUCUACACACCAACGCUGGGACUCGAGGGUAUUGAAAGGCAGCAGAGUGCACGCAUAAGUAGCCAUGUAUCAGCGGGACCGUAUAGCGUGCCAGUUACUGCGGCAUCAGCAGGUAACCUCUUUUCGGAUUUCUCUGGAGUGGAACAGGAUUUACUCACCAGUCAACAAGAUAUGAUGAGCCCUACUCGUGCUUUACCACCUGGAUAUGGGAGCGACGUCGGGUACAACAACGCACCUUCGCCUGCUCACACUGCUUAUACGUCAGCCCCAUCUCCAUUUGAUGGCGCUGGCUAUGCGCCGGCACCAAUCCCAUCCGCAGUUCGUGCAUAUUCCGUUCAGCAACAAGAUAACUCAAGACGCCUCUCACAACCGUCAGUAUCCUCCAAUUCAUUCUUCGAUGCCCCAGCCGAUGCCCCGCGGUCCCAUCGUCAGAACUCCCUUAUUGACUUUCAUAACAGAGGAUUGCCAAACAAUGAUAAUGCCAGCUAUCUACGAGACCCAACCAUGGAUGGCGCCAGAGACAUGCUUGCCAUGAGCCAAAACACCACACCAAGAAACAUUUUUGGUCCAUCGCGAAUUGGAAGAGGAUCUGCCGAUUCAUACGGUUUCCCGUCAACACACUCAAACCACUCGUCGAUUUCUUCGUCAUCAAACAGCUACCCAUACUACGGCGGCUCCGUCGAUUCUUCAAUGUCCGACUAUUCAAACGGGUCUGAUAUGGAAUCAGUAUCAGCGAGAACUUUACCUCCCCCCGGCAGUAUUCUUAGCGGUGGAAACCCCCCUUUACCUCCUCAAUCCAUGAUGGGCUCAUUCAGCUCAAAAGUAUCGACCAGUACCCAAAAGAAGCACAAGUGCAAGGUUUGCGACAAGAGAUUUACCAGACCAAGUUCUUUACAAACACACAUGUACAGUCACACUGGGGAGAAGCCAUUUCCUUGCGACGUUGAAGGUUGCGGCAGACAUUUCUCUGUUGUCUCAAACUUACGAAGACAUAAGAAAGUCCACAAGGGCGACGCAAAAUCGGAAGCUGGAUCCGAUGACCAUCACUCGGAUGAAUAAAUUCCACGUCUUUUAACUUGUACAAUACCUACUAUACAUGUUACGCUUUGUUCAUAUUACCAAUACUACGACAAUAGACGACCAAAAAGAUGAUUGGUCAACCAAAAUCUUCGACGCAAAUUUUAAUUGUCUUAAUGCUUCCUGGCAUCAUUUCAAUACCCUUUUCCUUUUGCAGUGGUGGCAGCGAUUGAAACCUCUGCAUCUCGAUUAUCAAUCUGCGACUUUUGACAAUGAGAGUCCUUUCUAUAUAUACGAUGCGGACAGGAUUGCAGUCACGAAAACUUAUAUUCACUUCUAAUUCGAUCACUACAUGGUUGUCCUCCUUUUCUUCUUCUUUCGAGGCACCAAACCAGAGUUACACUUGUGAUUUUCGGGGUUAAAAUCUGCGCUGUCUGGGACGGGAGCAAAGAUCAAUGUGUGCUUUUAAUGGAUGGCGUUGAAAAGGGUUUCAUCUUUGGCGGCAUGUAUCUUGCCAGGGGCAUUGCGGUGGGAAUUUGAUUUGGCACGUUUCAAUUGUAACUUGAGCGUGCCGUGUAUUGUUGUACUACUAGUUUGUUUCUCUUUAAAUUUCUUCGUUCAUUCGUUCACACAUACCCAAUUUUGAAUUGCGAUUAUCGGGAAAGGGGGAUUAGGAAGGAUGGAUGGUUGAAAGGAUUUGGGAGUGGCAAUGGAAUUGGAUUAGAUGGAUGGGUGAACAGAGCGCUGGAAUACCUUGAGUCGGAUUGGUAUUGACCUGGAUGAGAUCAGGUUUAUACACAUACCGUCGCUACGAUUAUAGAAAUUAAUAUCACGAAUAAAAUAUCAUAAACUUUAAUAUU